CUCUCUCUCUCUCUUUCUCAGAGCAAAGAGAAACACAAACACGAAGAAGAGAAGUCUAGAGCAUAUGGAGCUGGUUGUCUCUUCAAUUGCAGGCGACCUGGUUAGUCGAUUCAUAUCCUUCAUCAUCAAGAAGUACAACAGUCAGGUAAAUCUUAAAGAAAAGAUGGGAAGGCUGCAACAACUUCUUCUCAGGGUUCACAUGGUCGUCGAAGAGGCUGAGGGUCGACACCUUACCAACUCCAAGAUGCUGCUCGAGCUCAAGAAGCUUUCUGAGGCCAUGUACCAAGGCUACCAUGUCCUGGACACCGCCAGUUUCGGACCCUUCGCAUCUCAAGGGUUGAGGAGGUUAGCAGGGGGAUGUGAACGCAUGUUUCGAAGCCCUUAUGACACAUACCUCUAUAUUGACAAUUUCAUGUUUGGCCGUCACAUAGAGAAACAGCAAGUUAUCAAUAUAUUACUGCAAAAUAAUCCUACUCCUUCUGCUCCGACUGUGUUGCCGAUUAUCGGGGCUGGCAUAGUCGGUAAGAAAACUCUAGUCGCACAUGUUUGCAACAACCAAAAAGUCAUGUCAUACUUCUCUUCAAUCCUGCAUUUGAAUUGAGAGAGCUUUUGUAAAACUGAGCACCAAGCAUUCAUCCAGGAAGGCCGUACUUUGGUUGUGGUUGAAUUCACUUCAGAUGUGGACAAUGAGACCUGGCGAAAGUUUUACUCAUCAACAGCAGCACAUAUGAGCAGAGGAAGUAAGAUCAUAAUCAUAUCUAAGGUUCAGAAGUUAGCCAGGUUCGGAA
Messenger RNA from Lolium perenne, 788 nucleotides. Lineage: Eukaryota; Viridiplantae; Streptophyta; Magnoliopsida; Poales; Poaceae. The record is from RefSeq and is a predicted model, not a curated record.